UUGCCUUUCUUUUCCGCAAGUCACGACUUUAUCCCUUUACCGCCUUGGCAUCUGGAACAACGGCUCUUUCCAUUCGUCUCAACGUCAUUCGCAGGCCCUUCCAUUGCUAUGUCGACGGUAGGAAUGGUCAGGGCGGGGAAUCGAUAGGUUCUGGGGAGGGAGCAUGAGGGGAGACGACAGAUAUGAAGGCAGAUUUUGUGUUUUUGGUAGCGGAUGGCUUUGGGGGGUUUUGCGCGUGCGCAGGCUGUAUUUUCUCUUAUCCAUCCCAUGCUGUGUCUUUGCACUUUUGCGAAAUUCAAGUAUUGGGAGGCAUUCGUCGGUUCUUGUUCUUUUCAGCCCGCCAACCAGCCAUUCGCUGGGAAUCACAUUAUCUGCGCACCCCGUUUUCCUCUGGCAAUUCGCGAUCCUGGUCCUCUGUUCCCCGUAACAUCUUGACUCCUUGAGAGCUAUGGGGGAGAGUUGCGCUAAGCGUCAAUAUCUUAC
Molecule: messenger RNA, 483 nt
Organism: Fusarium oxysporum Fo47
Lineage: Eukaryota; Fungi; Ascomycota; Sordariomycetes; Hypocreales; Nectriaceae
Exons: 1
Coding region: 164-427 (87 amino acids)
Source: RefSeq, a predicted model, not a curated record